GUCCUAUCCUCGUCGAAACCUUCACCGGUCAUCUUCUCUUUUUCUUGCUGGCCAAUUGCUAGAGCCAGAGCAGCUUUUUGGUGAAACAGCUUGUGCAUGCCGCAUCUAUAGUCGGUUUGCGCGUGAUAUGUCUGGUUAUGCUCGGCUUCCUCCUGGACUCCUCGACCUCGUUUUACAACGUGUAUUUGCACCUACAGUUCCUCGUGCAGUGACUGGAAACUCCAUACGGCGCUCGAUUGCUCGCCGGCAUUCGCAUGCUGUUGCUUAUAAGAGAGUCGCAACGCACGACUCGAACGUACCAGACCAAUCGCUUUAUUCUCUGAAGACGCAGACACAACCGCACUACGCGGAGGAAGAAGUGGACAUAUCCUUAUUUGAGGAUAAGCAUACGACUGCCGGCUUGUCAGAACUCGAGAAGCGCGUCAACGCCCUAAAGAAUGUUACUACCUUCCAGGAAUCGUUGGAAGAUAACUCAUACUCUGAGGAAGAGCUGUUAUUUCUCUACGAAGACCUCUUAGCCACACCAGCCGACGAAUCUUCUUCUGACAAGCCAGAUACGGUCUUCACCGAAGAGCAUGAUGUCCUUCAUCUCAACUCCGUAGCCCAUCGGAUUCUCAGCAUAGAAAACAGUGACGAGCUCUCAACAUUGAGCGACACCCUAUCCUCGCGCCUUCGGCUGCUGCGUGUCGAAGAUGCCGAGUUAGAGUCCUUUCCAUCAACCGACAUUUCCAAAGAUACUCCUGCCACAACAUCCCACCGAUUUCUCGUAUCGAGACUGCAACAACUCGUCGCAGAGAUACAAGGUCUGCAUUCGUCAAGUAGCACCAGCGAACCCCAACUUCCCCUUGGUCUCCUCACUCCCAUCGAAUGGGGCGCAUUAGCUCGUUACUGUGCUCGAGUCAACGAUUCUCAAUCAUUAGAAGUCGUGCUCGAUCUCAUGAAGCAAUCCGCGGUUCCUAUUUCUGAAGAGAUGCUCAGUAGCGUUGUUGAUAUACUCGCGGAUGCCGGUGACGUGAACGCGGUGGAGUCCACCCUCUCAUGGAAUCAAAACGAAGGUAUCUGCGAACGCCUACGAGAUUUGCAUAUAAAAGCGUACUUGCGCAACGAAACCUCGGCAGCCUUUCCCGGAAAAGCCCUCAAGAUGCUUCACGAAUACGAAAACCGUGCACUGCCCGCACCUCAACGGACGUACACCCGUCUCAUCACGCACCUCUUCCACCUCCGCGACUCCACAGCUCACGCCCACGCAUGGGACCUCUUUGCACACAUGCGUUACGCCGCACAUCCCUUCCCCGAUGCAGUCACCUAUACGCUCAUGAUCCGAGCGUGCGCGACGCCUUCGUUCGCUCACGGCGUCGAGACAGAACGCGCAUUAGACUUAUUCACAGAGAUGACGGUGGACCACGAAAUCCCACCUACCGCUGGCGCAUAUACUGCAGCAAUCCUUGCUUGCGCGCGUUCUAGCGAUAGGAAAUAUAUCCACGAGGCUUUCAGGUUGGCUAGGGAGAUGCUGGACGCGCAUCGGGAUGCGAGGGGUCAGUCGGCGUAUGCACCGGAUAGGCGACUCUUCGUGGCGUUGUUGGAGGGUUCGAAGAGGGUUGGUGAUUUGAGUAGGGCGAGGUGGAUAUUGGCUGAGAUGGUCAAAGCGAGUAUGGAGAGUCCAGAUGGAGAUGUCUAUGUUGACGAGGAGGUGAUGAUGCAUGUGCUGAAUGCGUAUGCGGCGUACCGUCCGCCGUUCAAGCGUUCGGAGACUCUCGUCAAGGACAGUGAUGUUUCUGAACAAACAGGAUCAUCCUCAACCGCAUCGACAACUGAAGAACCCGGGCCCGUCACCGAGAGUCCUGACGGUACACCUUACACGAACCUCCCGCCACAGAGUCGCGCGGAAGUUGUUGCAGAAGUCGAAGCUCUGAUGUCUCGUAUCAUCAUGGACAACAAGGCAUCGACUGAAGAGACUCCAAGUCUACGAUUCCGAAACGUCCAACUGACACCUCGCUUGCUUAACGCCUAUCUUUCCGUACUAUACAUCCAUUCACCAUUCGAGACCUGGUCUGAACGAUACAACACUAUAUUCUCGGAACUCGGGAUUCCAAGGAACGCAUGGUCGUUCAUACAUGUUCUCGAACGGUGUGCUCGCACACGGAAAGGUCCAGAACGAAGAUUAGCAUUGCAGUUUGCCGAAGACGUAUGGAAGGAGUGGGAGGCGAUUGAGUCUUCGUGGAGGUUGCGGGAGCCAGGUUCAGUGCCACUAACCGCAAGACAAGUGGAAAGAGCGAACGCUGCUAUGAUUCGGAUGUUAUCAAUGCGAGUUUAUCAAUACCCUCUCUCACCCAUUCAUCACGCUAAUUUUGAAAUCUCAUCUCAGAACUGCCCAUCUGGAUCGUGCUGUUGAUCACGUUCGGUCUUUCGUUCAACAUUAUUCACCUAUCGCUAUCCGAGAUCCUCGACCGAAGAGCGAGCUACGCUCAACGAGAGUCUCUUUAACUGCCGCCCGUCCCUUAGUUCGACUAACAUGCGAGGUAGACAUCCCGGACGAUACAGUCCCUCCUCUUCUCACCUUUCCCGAAGUGGACAUCCUUCAUCACAGGCUUGUCGCAGCUAACAAGGUUGAAGGUAUCCGGUACCUGAAAUGGGUGUGCAAGUCGUAUGAAGGGUCCUUACGGAUACGACGCGAGCGCACUCUCCACUCGGAACCAAAAACUGGAGACCUCAGUGAAGAGAGGGACGGGGAGACCGUGCAAAAUUAGUUGUAAGGGAUGGAUUGGGAUAUGUUUACUGAACAGCAUCUUCAUAAUAAUGUACGGUAGUUUAAUGUCUAGAGCUUUGCAUUUAGGACGUCAUAGCAUUCUCCACUCUGUCGAUAUAACAUUCAUACCUCAUGAAACUCGAGAUCCAGUGGCGAUCAUGCAUGAGACAAUUAUAAAGGGGCAUCUAGGAAUCCGGUCGUGGUAUGAAAUAAAUACAUGCAAUGUUAUUAAAUGUCUACAGU
Somion occarium is the source of this 2989-nucleotide messenger RNA. Lineage: Eukaryota; Fungi; Basidiomycota; Agaricomycetes; Polyporales; Cerrenaceae. The record is from the annotation of a GenBank genome assembly.